GCAGGAAGCCACAUGUAACUAUUGCGUAGAAAAGGGCCAUAUUAUGCGGUUUUGCCAACUCCUUUCAAGAGAUGAGAAGGAAGGAAUUGUCUUCCCCACGAUACGAGGUGAAGUCUUCGAUUACGAAGGGAACCUGAUCUACCCCAACAUUGAAGGGGGUAUGAGGAAGGAGGCGUUUCGCCGAAUGGGUCGUCCGCUGCCGGUGACGUUCUGGAUUGCUUCUCCCGAAGAAGCGCGGCUGGCCGGGGUCGAGGAGGCCAUGGCGUCGCUAUAUAUUGACGACUCGUCGCCGGAACCAGGAGGGCUUAGGGAACAAGUGGUGGAACGAGCGCAAAACAUCACGAGGCGGCUUGCCCAAUGCCGGGACUCUAUCAUCCGACUUUGCGUAGGCAUGGAGGAAGUCAGGCCUGGAUUGCCAAAUGUCUUUCUCUUCGGCGAAUGGGGUGAUAAAAGGGAAGAUGCGUCUGGCCAAGCUGGGACGUCUGCUCCGAGAGAAGCAUCGCAAACCAAGCUAAUGGUAAGCAAGAUGCGACCCAGGCCUGUGCUAAAGAGGAGUGCUCCGACUGUAGCCGUUCAGACUCGGAUGCGACGACGAAACGAGCAGCUUCAGAGGGAAAGAGAGUCUGAAAAGGCAGUGGAAGAAGAGUCCAUCCCCGUUAGUGAGAACGAUGAGGAUAACGAGGAUGAGAAGUUGCGGGCCGAAGAGGAAGAACGGGCUCGUCGUCGUGUGCUGGAAAGGGGGCCAGAGAAACGGAAGACCGAAGCAGGCGAGGAGGAACCACGAAAGAAGAAGAACAUUUACUCGAUCCCCGUGGAGCAGGGGGUCGAUAUCGAGCGGCUUGUCGAUAAGAUUCUAGAAAGUCAGUGCGACUUGGUCACGCUGAAGGAAAUUUUGGCGUUAUCGCUGAAGAUUCGAGAAGAGUUUAAACAGCGGAUGACUCGCAAGAGAGUCAUGAUUGUUAAGCUCGGCGAAGUGAUUCCGCUGGAGGCUAACUGGUCCCCGCCUGGGACAAAGAUGGAUUGGCGAAGUGUGUCGACCGACCAUAUUAACGUCCAGAUUGGACAACAGGAGUGUUCGGCACUUGUGGAUGAUGGAGCCGAGAUGAACAUCAUUCGUGAGCGCCAUGCCAUCAAAGCUGGGUUGAAAAUCAACCGAGAUGACUAUGGGUUUUUGGUGGGGGUUAGCGGAUCGACCUUAUUUUGCGGAAAAGCCUGUGGCGUUCUCGUCACGGUCGGAAAGGUCAAAGUCUGCUCUUAUUUCUACGUGUUACCUAGAGUGGAACACGAGGUGCUUCUGGGAAGGGCGUUCCUAUGUCGGUCAAAAAGCAUCAUCAUUAACAAGCAUGAUGGAACCAUGUUUGUAAUCCUUUGUGAUCCUGUCUGCGGUUAUUACGAAGUGGUCAAGUGUGCGAACACUGGACCCUAUUGCUCGCGAAACCGGCUGAACCCGGAAUCCUAUAGCUUCCCAGAAUUAGAAAAGUUGAGACGGGAGAAGGAAUCGUUAGGGGAGGAGCCUAAUGCUCGUGAGUUCUCGCUGACCCUGCCUGAUAUUGGGCAGGUAAUCGAUUUUGUGUCAACACAUGCGGCGAUUGAUCCAAAUGUGGUGCAGGCAUUGACGGAGAUCAUCACGGACACCGGAAGCGCAAGAACUAUGCGCCUUGUUUACUCCCCGUUAGAGGGGAAUAAGGGAGAAGAUCAGAAAUUGCCCUCCACUCGACAGGGUCCUUUUUCAGAGGGCGCAGGCUUGACACCGGCGCCAAACGUAAGUAUAAGAAAGUAGGCGUGAACGCGAAGCCGGUACCUGUUCUGAUCACUCAAGAGGAGGAAGUCUAUUAUCGUGAGGAGCGCGAGUGGAUCAGAAAGAUGAAAGAGAGAGGUGAAAAUGGUCCAUGUCGGUUAACCAAAGAAAGAGUGGAAAGUAUGAUCAUUAGGGAUGAGAACCUCCUCACUGAGCAGGAAAAAGGGUAUAUCAUCUAUAUAUUGAAGGAGGAAAAUCUCUCCUAGGCGUUCGAUGAUGAUGAGCGGGGAAGGAUGGAUGUCGAUAAAAUCCCGAUGAUCAG
Molecule: messenger RNA, 2060 nt
Organism: Chara braunii
Lineage: Eukaryota; Viridiplantae; Streptophyta; Charophyceae; Charales; Characeae
Source: the annotation of a GenBank genome assembly